Oppia nitens is the source of this 1878-nucleotide messenger RNA. RefSeq names its product growth/differentiation factor 8-like. Gene Ontology annotation, molecular function: growth factor activity; cytokine activity. The record is from RefSeq and is a predicted model, not a curated record. Lineage: Eukaryota; Metazoa; Arthropoda; Arachnida; Sarcoptiformes; Oppiidae. The coding region runs from base 1 to 1878 and encodes 625 amino acids. Gene Ontology annotation, biological process: SMAD protein signal transduction. Gene Ontology annotation, cellular component: extracellular region. The transcript is spliced from 5 exons.
AUGGCUAAAAAUAAGAUCAGAGUUAUUGCCAGUCAUUUAGUCAAUACAACAACUAUUAGUGAAAACUAUCGACAAUUGGUUGACCACCAAAACACCAACAAUACUAGCCGUCAUCAGCAUCAUAACCAGCAUCACCAUCAACACCAUCAUCAACAACAACACUAUCAUCUAACACAACAACAACAGUUAUCAUCGAUUAAUGAGAUUAUUACCGAUGAGGACAACUUGGAAGAGGCGCUCAAAAAGUUUAUCCAAGUCUGGGACCGGACUCAUGGCUUAACCCAUGAUAGUAGUGGUUCUGAUGGUGAUAGUAGCCAUCAUCAUCAUCUGCAAACAUCAUCAUCGACCAGUGGAUCAGCUGCUUCAUUGUCAAACAGCAAUCACAACAAUAGCCUAAAAGAUAUUAAUACUUUUAAUAAUAAUAAUAAUACAACUUCUAUGUCAUACUUAUUAAGUGGCUAUCAAUCAGACGCUGCUUCUCCAUCAGCAUCAUCGUCAUCGUCAUCAUCAUCAGCGGCAGACAGUUUACUAACCGCUGAUCAUCAACAAGACUUUCAGACACUGAUUGCCCAGACAUUAGCCAAACAAUUAACUAAUAAGAAGAAGAAGAAUAAGAAGAAACAACAGACAACCAAAAACAAUGGCAACGACGACGAUGUGGUCGUCGAUGAUGACGAUGACGACGACCACGACGACGAAGAUGACGAUGAUCUCGCUUACGAUGAACAGUCAUUAUCGGGUGUCAACUGUACCCGUUGUGUACUACACGAAGAGGCCAAAACCCGACGACUGGAGACCAUCAAAGUUAAUAUCUUAAACAAAUUGGGCCUAAAAUCGGCACCGAAUAUAACCGGCAAACCGUUGCCCCGAAUACCGCCACUCCAUCAUCUGCUCGACCGAUACAAUAUGCUUGGCGACGAUCCGCGGCUGCUGACCGGUCAGCAGCUGUUUAACGGUUUUAAUAUCGACGACAACGACCAGACCAUCGACAAGGAUGGGGACAACGACGGUAUCGGCGGCGGCGGUGAUGACGACUACGAAGAGUUCUUUGUCAACGCCGAACGGUCCAUCAGUUUUGCACAAAAACCUCCGGGUCAUCUGAAUAUACCGCCAGAAGUUAAGUGCCAGUACUUUAGGUUUUCGGCAAACGUACUCAACGCUCACGUAUCCAAAGCACAUCUAUGGGUAUUUGUUAGGCCAACCAAUCAUCAGCUACAGGUCGACCAACAGUUGUCGACCACUGCCUGGAUAGUUGUCUAUCAGAUUGUUAGACAAGAAAACGGAAACGAUUCGCCAACACUAUUGCAUGUUAGGGCCAAAAAAAUUGAUGUCAACUCGAAAAAAGGUGUAUGGGUUCAGAUUGAAUUGAAAAAGCUGGUCAGCCAAUGGUUCAGACAUCCCGGCGAUAAUCUUGGACUGGCUAUACAUUCCUAUGAUAAGGACGGCAAAGAGCUGGCGGUUAUUGAGGCCAACUCUAAUGAGGACAACUCAUUGAUGCCAUUCAUUGAGGUACGGGUCGAGUCUAAGGCGGCUAACCGUCGCCGACGUAUGGCUGGCCUGAACUGCGAAGAAAAUUCACACGAAGUCCGCUGCUGUCGAUACCCGCUGACCGUCGACUUUGAAGAGUUUGGGUGGGAUUGGAUAAUAGCACCGAAACGUUACGAAGCCAACUACUGUAGCGGCGAGUGUCCCUAUGUUUUCCUCCAGAAAUACCCGCACACCCAUCUGGUACAACAGGCCAACCCGUCCGGGUCGGCCGGUCCGUGUUGUUCCCCGAGGAAAAUGUCGGCCAUAUCUAUGCUAUACUUUGACGAUAACUAUAAUAUUAUAUACGGUAUGCUACCGGGUAUGGUAGUCGACCGGUGCGGAUGUUCGUAA